Messenger RNA from Acanthochromis polyacanthus (spiny chromis), 2842 nucleotides. Its product is annotated as deoxyribonuclease-2-alpha-like. Lineage: Eukaryota; Metazoa; Chordata; Actinopteri; Pomacentridae. Gene Ontology annotation, molecular function: deoxyribonuclease II activity. The record is from RefSeq and is a predicted model, not a curated record. The transcript is spliced from 5 exons. Gene Ontology annotation, biological process: apoptotic DNA fragmentation. Bases 1 to 984 code for a protein of 327 amino acids.
AUGUAUUUAUCUCAUCAUUAUAUCUUUAGGUACAUCUUAUACAAGCUCCCCAGUAAGUUUGGAGGCGGUUUGGAGUAUUUGUACAUGGAUGACAGCACCAAUGGAUGGAUACUCAGCUCCAAGAUAAUCAGUGAAUCUGGCGCUCUGGCAAACACUCUGAAACCUCUUCUUGACUUCUAUACCUUGAGGACUGAACAUUUUGGAUACCUGCUCUACAAUGAUGACCCCCCAAUUAAUGUUGCUGUUUCCAAAUCAUUUGGCCACAGUAAAGGGGUUGUGAUGCUGGACAGACAAACUGGAGUUUGGCUUUCUCACAGCACACCAAGAUUUCCAACAUAUUGCAACAGAAACUUCUGGCCAAACAACGGGAAUGUUAACGCUCAAACAUUUCUGUGUGUGACCUUCCCUUAUGCUACCUUCAGAGAUAUCGGAGUGCAGCUAAAGUACAUCCACAUCUACUCCUUUGACUUCGACCUCCCAACUACCUUUCCCAUGGAGCUGCAAUGUGUCGCACAGCGAAGCUGCUACCCGAAAACAGAACCCUGGUCUAGAAAAGUGACGCUGACUUCCAAUGCAGGACGUGAAUUCAUCAGUUUCGCAAAAUACACACGUUUUGGGGAUGAUCUUUACUCUGGUCUAAUUUCAAAAGAUGUGAAGAAGAAUCUGUACGUGAGGACUUGGGGAAACCCGGGUAAGACGAAGCUUCUGCCUUCAAACUGCAGCAUCCCUUAUCAUGUGUACAAUGUGAAGGAUGUGCAGCUUUCACAGACGGUGUCCUUCAUCGACACCGUUGAUCAUUCCAAGUGGUGCGUGACAGCAGAUGGCGCCAUGUCCUGCAUUGCCGAUAUGAACAGGAUGAGGAGCCAGAUUUCCAGAGGUGGAGGAGCAAUAUGCACUGAUUACCCUGUAGUCGGGAGGGCUUUUUAUACACUGAUCAAAACACCCGAACCGUGUCCAUCUGAUGCUCAACACACGGAGCUGUAAAUGAACAACAAACUCAGCUGAUGUUAGCUACAGUUGUGACAGAAAGCUUCCAUACGUUUGGCAGUCAUGAGUUUUCAAUGACUCCUACAACUCAGAAUUUUGUAUGAUGGAGUCAUCAAAACACACACACACAAAAAAAACCCCAAUCAUAUUUCUUUUAUAGACUCAUUAAAGAUGUUUGGGACAUAUGACAAUCUUCUGGGUCAAAAAUAUAGAUACACUAACUCUAAUUAUCAGUUUUAAUGGAGUAGAAAGUUGUGUUAAUCACAUUUUCUCAGUGGCCUGGCUUCUUAAGUUCUCAUGAGUGAUUAUAUUGACUACAGCUGCUGACUCCUAAAAGCUGAUUUAAAAAGAACCCAUUUUAUUCACUUAUUAGACGCCAUAGUAGUUUAGGUUUGGUUUUGUUCCUGGUUUUGUACUGGUUUUUGACUUUUUUAGAACUGGUUUCUGACUGUAUUCUGUCUGGUUCUGAACAGUUUAAGUUAGACUGGUUUAGGUUAGAUUUUGGUCCUGGUUUUGGACUUUUUGAGGACUGGUUUCAGACUGUCUUAGGCGCGUUUUAGACUUUUUUUUUUUAAACCCCAAGAACACCAAAUCUACCAUGAAGCAUGGUGGUGGCAGUAUCAUGCUCUGUGGAACUGGAGCUUUACACAAAGUAAAUGGAAUAAGGAAGAAGGAGGAUUACCUCCAUGUUCUCCAGGAAAACCUGAAAUCAUCAUCAGAAGGUUGAUCUUGGACACAGUUGAAUGUUUUAAGAAGACAGUGAUCCCAAACACACAUCAGACGUGGUAAAGAAAUGGUUCCAUCAGGCUGGAAUGAAGGUUCUAGACUGGUUUCCCCAAAGUCCUGACUCAAACUAGUGUUGUAGAAGUCAUUGGAAAGUCAAGACUGUCGUGAUAUAUGUGGUCUAUACAAGUAGAUGGAAGCUUUAGUCCAUGACUGCAGCUGACAUUAGCAGGUGGAUAAUUCUAUAAUUCAUAUCAUUCAAUUCAAUUUGACACAGCUGAAAGAAUUACAUAAAACAGCGGGUUUUGUGAAAGAAGUCAAGGUGGAUCAAUGUGUUGUAAUAACAGUGUAGAGGACAUCCACAGUUGGAUGCAAAAUCCUUAAAUCUUCAAAAUAAGAAGAGUAAUCAAAAGUAAUAACUGGAAAUGAUGAUGUGAUUGAAGUAUUUACCUUGUGAUUAACAAAUGAUUAUCAGCAGAAUGUUGCUGGGAUUUGUUCAUCAUUUUUACUCGAUGUGUUUGCUGUAUGCUUAUUCACACAUUGCAUUAUUGUGCACAUUUUAAGAGUUGUGCUGAUCUGAGAGAUGAGAGGGUUUCAAGCAUCAUUCCCACAAUGUGAAGGAAUGGUCAGUCGUGUGACUUAGAAAAUGCAACUGGCUGAUGUUUGUCGGUGUUUCACCCUGUUCCGAUCAUUUUAUUCUGUCUCAUUUCACUUCCAUGGAGACGGCUUUCCUUUUCUUCGAAGCAUCAGAAGAUUCUGACUUAUGUUUGGAGCCAUAAUGAAGGACAAAAAGUUAGAUGUAGCACAAUCCAAAGUGGAGUACAACAGGAGAAUGGAAACAAAGCCGUCUGAUAGCGCCAAGUGACGAAAUAUUCAUCCGCUCCACUCACCAACUAGUUCCACGCAACCAGCUCCUACAAAACUCAGUAGGUCGACAAGCGGGGACCUCCUGUAUAAUCACCAAGUGUGCCUUAUUAUGUGUUUGGUUUGUGAUAAUCAUUUGAAUAAUGAGAGAGUAACUGUGUUGACUGUUUAACCCUCCUAUUGUCCUCAUUUACGGGCACCAAAGAAUAUUGUUUCUUUGUCUGAAAAAGCAAAAAAUAUCCCCAAAUUUCAGAAAAUUUGCAAAACC